AUGCUGCCCACUGUGACUGUAUUGGGACAUCCCGAAGCCCUUGACAAUGACUUCGUCGACGUCGAGGUGUCUGUGGCGUCGGAACGGUCCAGCUCUUUAUCAGACCAGGACGGAGGGGAAAGUCUGACCCAGGCAGACUCUCCAGAGUGGAUAGCUGGCAUUGCUGACAUCAUCUCAAAUAUGGAGGCCGUGUGGCCGGAUGUCGUGCGGGCCACUCGUGUCCCGAACGUACUUCACGGGCUGGCCAGGCCCCUGAGAGCUCGUGGUGAUUUCUAUCACCUGAGCCAGCCUACAACUCGUUUGCAUGCAUUUUGGUCCCACAGCUGGCACGGUUCUGUUUCAGGAAAAGUUGCCACGUUGUUCUUCCUCAACAAAGCCAGGGCAGCCGCAGUGGCAGGCACAGGAGCAGCAGUUGCUGCGUGCAUCGCUUAUGGAUUUGGUGUUCUUCCCGAUGAUCAAGGGAACAGCUGGUGGUGCUUGAGCGCCGGAUGCCUUGCGUACUUGCUGACAAUGCUACUCUGGCGGCCCCGGCAGCUGGUGUUUGUCGACCGUGUCUGCAUCUCUCAAGUGAAUCCUGAACUUGAAGCGCAGGGCACCCUCAGCUUGGGGGCCAUACUUAAAUGCUCCGAUACGAUGCUGGUACUUUGGGAUCCAACUUGGGCCCGCCGCCUAUGGUGUGUGUACGAGCUUGCCGCCUUCAUUCGCAGCAGGCCCCCAGGCGAGAAGCCAUGCGUCAUCAUCCGACCGACCCGGCUGGGACUCACCAUGUCUGCAUUCUGGUUUGCGUCUGCACUUGGAGGUUUCUCCUUCCACUUCGUGAACUACACCCUGAGCGUAAAUAUUGGCAAUAUGUUUUUGGGAACUGCUUGCUGUGGAUUGAUUUUCUGGUACAUUGCGCACCUCGCCCGCGAGUACUGCCGUGAUGUGACCACGAUGUGCCAGCAUAUCGCACACUUUCGUGUUGCAACGGCUGAAUGCUUUUGCUGCUCUGUAGAGCACAGAAAUCCCCGUAGCACAGAGCCUAUGAUGUGCGACCGAUAG
Molecule: messenger RNA, 1041 nt
Organism: Symbiodinium sp. CCMP2592
Lineage: Eukaryota; Dinophyceae; Suessiales; Symbiodiniaceae
Source: the annotation of a GenBank genome assembly